AUGGCCACCAGAUGGCGUUCGUCCUUGCUCCGGCCGCUCGCAGGUCCUGUGCUCUUCCAGUCCUUUGUUUGUUGCUGCUUUUGGCUUUGGCGAGCUGGCAACAUCUUUUCCAGAACACAGCGAUUCGCCUCCCUCCGGAAGCUUCGUGACCAGAGGUCGGCAGUGCUGGACUUGCUCAAAGAGAAGGACGUCUCCUCCUCAGAGCUGCGUUGGGCCCUGGACGAUGUGUGUGGCGAGCUGGGCGAGGACUUGGUGCCGGUGGUCCGGGGCCUUGUUGCCAAGAAGCUGUGGGAAUGGGCCUUGGACCUCCUCUGGGAGGAGAUGAGUUCUCCACGCCCUUCUCCGGCAAAUCAGGUGGAUUCGAAUCCAGGAAUGCCCGUUGGGGUGAUCUCGGCUUUGAUGCAGGGCUGCCAAAGAGCAGGCGCCUGGGAGACAUGUGUGGCCUUACUCCACACAGCCCAGCAGCAAAGAUUACCAUACAAUUUGGUGUCCUUCAACGUGACCAUCGAUGCCUGUCAAAAAGGCGGCGCGCCUUGGCCGGUGGCACUGGAGUUGCUCAAAUCGAUCGAGAACUCCGACGUCGAAGCCAAUGAAGUCACUUGGAGCUCUGCUAUUGCAGCCUGUGGCAAGGCAGCUGAGUGGCAAAGAUCUUUGUUUUUGCUCCACGACGCUCGGAGCGCGGCCGGCUCCUUGCGGGGCGCUCGAGGUGCGGAUUCGGUGCGCUGGCAGCUGGUCUCCUUUGGCGCAGCGCUGGCCGCAUGUGCCGAGGGCAAAGCCUGGCGAGAAGCACUUGGUCUCUUCGAGUAUAUGCAUGAGUUUGGACCGAAGCCCAAUGUGAUUUGUGCCAAUUCCCUGCUGAAUGCCUUUGCGAGAAGCCUUCACUGGGAGAAAGCGAUGGCACAGCUAGUGGCGCUGCAAGAGAGAGGACCUGCGCCCAGUGUCAUCAGCUUCAAUACGGUCAUGAGCGCUUGCCGGUCUUCUUGGCAGCGCACUUGGAGUGUCUUGCAGCUCAUGCAGGACUGCUCGCUGGCCAAUGACAGCUCCUUCAGCACCUUUAUCGCAUCUUUGCCAGCAGAGCAAUGGAGACUUGCUCUUGCAGUCCUUCAAGCGCGACCGCCUGGGCGCUCACUGCCUGGCAGCUCGGCGCACGCGACCUUACUGGGACUGAUGGCUGAUGCCUUCGCAUGGCAAGAAGCUUUGCUGGUCUUUGGAGGAUUGGAGAUGCCAACCAGCGCUUGCUUCAACUCGACGAUGACGGCCUGUCACAGGUCUUUCCACUGGCAAGCGGCCCUGCGCAUCUUUGACCAAAUGAAGGUUGCCCAGCGCGACGCCAGCAGCUAUGCCAAUGCCUGCAGAGCCUUCGCGGAGGCCGCGCUGUGGCAGCGACAGUUAGAGCUCCUGUCGAGCGUCUAUCGGUCCAGUGCGCAUCUCUCGGUCCAGCUCUUUGAUGCCUGCCUCAUGGGUGCUGCGAAGACCGAACAUUGGCAGGUGGCAGUGGACAUCUUUGCCUCGAUGGAGGCAGCAGGGGUCCAGCCCGAUGAUCUCAUUCGUUCGCAGCUGAUGCGUGUCUUGGGCCCUCAUCAGACGGUGCUGGAGAAAGCGGACUGGGAACGCUUUCUGGCACGCUUUCCGCUGGGCACGCGCGAAGCGAACGUGGAGCUCUUGAGACAGGAAGAGACCGAGAAUCGGCCACAGGGAGAAGCAGGUCCGCGCUUGCCGCCGCCGCAGCUGGAGGAGACCUGGUGGCUGAUUCGAGUUGAUCUGGGUCGCACUUUGGGAAGCUUUAUGCCUUUGCGUUGGGCCACAGACGGUAGCCGCUUGCUGCUGCCCAUGAUCGUGCGCUUUCAGCGAGGUGGCACCUUACAAGUCCAUCGUGCAGGCGAUUUCCUGGGAGAGUGGGACUCCCCGCCCUCGAGUGCUAUGGGGCCCAUGUUUUGGGACACGUCCGAGGAGGGCAUGAAACCUGAAGUCACUUCUGGCAGCUGGGAGAUGCUGGACGCGGAAGGAGGACGGCAGGUCCAGUUUAACGUCCGCACCACGGGUUUUAAGCGUGGCUCCAUUUGGCUUCCGCCCAGAAAGCUCUUCUUCAGAGGGAAGGUCUACGGCGAGAUCCUCUCGGGGGGCAAGAAUGCCACUGUGAGCAUCCGUGAGAACCUGCUACUCUAUGGUGCUGGGGUUGCAAUUCUGCUCGCGUUUAUUUGGGGCCCCGUCUCCUUGGUGGCCCUGGUUUUCUUUGCUCUUCGGGAUGUCUCCAUCUCCGUGGGCACCUGGACCUGCGAACGUUUGACCGGUGAUCCGGAGACCGAGCCCCUGCCGCCAGUGACGCUGAAAGGGGAUGAACCCCAAAAAUGGAUUUGA
Molecule: messenger RNA, 2358 nt
Organism: Durusdinium trenchii
Lineage: Eukaryota; Dinophyceae; Suessiales; Symbiodiniaceae
Source: the annotation of a GenBank genome assembly